AUGACCCCAAAAGACUUUGCGCACUACGAAGAAAACGACCUCAUCAGGACAUAUCAAUUUUUUCAAAACCAAAAAAUCAUAGCUUUCACGGACCUGCCACAAACCAGACCACUCACCACACACGACUUCUUCCGCUACCUGCAAAUCAAAAAUCUCCUAGACACCCCUACCUACAAACAAGCCGGAAAUACCCCCCUCACCAUUUUUGAGCAGGCAUGCAUCCAUGCCCCCAUACAAAAAAGUCAGAUCUCCACAACCUACGAACUACUGCUCAAACCGAUAGGGACACACCCACCGGG
Molecule: messenger RNA, 299 nt
Organism: Pelobates cultripes (western spadefoot toad)
Lineage: Eukaryota; Metazoa; Chordata; Amphibia; Anura; Pelobatidae
Source: the annotation of a GenBank genome assembly